CAUCAACAUCAGCCACCAAUCAACCCCCACUCAUUUGCCCGCACCUUGACCUCACUCAGAUUCUCUGUUUCCGAGAGAAAAAGUAUUAUACUGAGACUUCCGUUCUCUUUCCUAUAUUUUUUCUGUGUCCCCAAACGCCCGAGCCCUCACCUACCUCCACCCACACUCCCAUCCUGACAGUUUUCCAGGAUAACCGAGUCUACGCCGGGAAACCUGAAUUUUCCGGCGAACCCAACCAACAACCAAGAUGGUCUCUCCUGAAAACACCAACUGGCUCUUCGAUUACGACUUGAUCGAAGAUAUUCCUGUUGCCGAUGGGAAUUUCCCUGCUUCCAACACGGGAUUCUCCUGGCCCGCGCAGGCCUUGAAUGGUUCUUCUAAUGCUAGUGUGGAAAUUGAUGUCUCAUUGGGGGAUUCAGAUGGCGUCAAGGACUCUGGCCUAAAGAAGAGGGGUAGAUCUGAGUCAUGCUGUGCAUCUAGUUCCAAAGCUUCCCGGGAGAAGCUGCGGAGGGAUAGGCUGAAUGACAGGUUUGUGGAACUGGGCUCUAUUCUGGAGCCUGGAAGGCCUCCAAAAACAGACAAGGCUGCUAUUUUAAUUGAUGCAGCCCGAAUGGUGACUCAGUUAAGGGGUGAAGCCCAGAAGUUGAAGGACUCAAAUUCAAGUCUCCAGGAGAAGAUUAAAGAGUUGAAGGUUGAGAAGAACGAGCUUCGCGAUGAGAAGCAGAGGCUGAAGGUGGAGAAAGAAAAGUUGGAGCAGCAACUAAAAGCCAUGAAUGCACAGCCUAGCUUCUUGCCAGCCCCUCCAGCAAUCCCUGCCGGAUUUGCUUCUCAGGGCCAGGCCCCUGGCAACAAGUUGGUGCCUUUUAUUGGUUACCCAGGAGUGGCAAUGUGGCAGUUCAUGCCACCUGCUGCAGUGGAUACCUCACAGGAUCAUGUACUCCGCCCACCUGUCGCUUAAGUUGGUAGUCAUGAUGAUUUGGGUUCGAAGGACGAACCAGUGUAUUCAUUUUGCCAUUGUUAUUGCCUGUAAUAGUUUUUGCUGAAGUCUGCUAAGUUGCAACUGGAUUUGGUGGGUAACUUCAUUUGGUGUCCAAGGUACUUUUAUGAAUUGAUGCGGAUUUUCACAUGUAAAUGUUAAUAAGUUUGUCUGGCAACUUUUGAUUC
This is a messenger RNA of Juglans microcarpa x Juglans regia, 1164 nucleotides long. RefSeq names its product transcription factor ILR3-like. Gene Ontology annotation, molecular function: protein dimerization activity; DNA-binding transcription factor activity. The coding region runs from base 248 to 958 and encodes 236 amino acids. Gene Ontology annotation, biological process: regulation of DNA-templated transcription; intracellular iron ion homeostasis. The transcript is spliced from 5 exons. NCBI's taxonomy places the organism in Eukaryota, Viridiplantae, Streptophyta, Magnoliopsida, Fagales, Juglandaceae. The record is from RefSeq and is a predicted model, not a curated record.